AUGUGGGGGUUCUUCUCCCUGGCGCUGGUGGCGGUGGGGGCCGCAAUAUUCCUAUUGAUCCGCCGCUAUGCGGCUGGCAGCGUGCCGCUGGUAGUAAAGGCCACCACCACCUACGCUUGGCUCGUGGCCUUCAUCGUUGUGGUGCUGGUGCCCAUUGAUGUGUUUUCGACGCUCAUCAAGCGCGGGGACAACGCAGUCGUCGAUGUGAUGUGGAAGGUCUGCUAUUGGUCGACGCAGGUGUUGACGUGGAUGGUGCUGCCAUUCUUCCAGGUCUAUGCAGACGCUGGGGACUUCACAGAGAACGGGAUCCUGUACGGCGCGGCGGGCGCCGCCGCGGUGGUGGGCCUUAUCGUGAUCAUCGUGGUGGAGAAGGCCCUGCGCAUCAGCGACCUGGUGGCCCUCGGCAUGGGCCUCUCCAACACCUUCGCGCUGAGCGUGGGCCUGCUGCUGAUGGGCUACGGACUGGUGGAGAUCCCAAGGGAGACGUGGAAGAGCCGCCCGGAGCAGCUGCUCAAGUGGUGCGCCCACAGGACGGGCCGCUUCGCCGGCGAGGUGCUGAAGACGACGGCUGAGCUGGAGGCCGUCGUCACCAUCAUAUGCGCCAACGAGCGCCAGAUGCCGCGGCGCGACCCCCUGCGGCCCUACAUGGAGGUGGUAUCAGCCUUUGCAGAGAAUGAGAGCCCCGUCAAGCCCAGCCAGGUCAGCGCGCGCAACCUGGACAUUGAGCGCCUCAACGCGGACGACCUGGAGUACAACUAUGAUCUGGCAGGCCUUGCUGCUUUGAGGCGGCGGCUGGCGGCGGCAAUACACAGCUACAAGGGCGCGCAUGCACAAUAUGAGGAGGUGGUGACAUCAGCGCUGGUGCUGCAGGAGGUGGUCAAAGCACGGGAAAGAGGCGAUUACGAGGCGCCCCCAGAGACACUUGGGACGGGCACGGCCUGGGGCAACGCCCUGUGGUACUACCGCUGCGUGCUGCACCCGCUGGUCCGCAAGGUCAUUGGCGUGCUGGUGGGUGCCCUGAGCCUUAUAAUCAUCUGGAGUGAGGCCACCAUCUUCACAGGCCAACGGCCAGAUUUGUCACCCUUCAGCCUGGCAAUCAGGAGCGCCGUGCCGCACGAGUUUGGGGUGCAGGUCAUCACGAGCCUGCCCCUGGCCUACAUCUGCGUAUGCACGUACUUUGCCCUGUUCCGUCUGAACGCGUUUGACUACAACAAGCUGCUGCCAAGGGCCACGACGGGCGCGGCGCUGAUGCAGAACGGCAGCCUCAUGUGCCGCUUUGCCCCGGCGACAUGCUGGAACUUCCUCCACAUGAUCCACAUGGACGGGCGCGUGGGCGGGCAGCGCACCGUGUUCACUCGCAACAUGGGCACCAUGGACGUCCUGCCGGUGCUGGGCCAGCACCUCAACGUGUACCUGCCCCUGCUGCUGGUGGUGCACUGCACCCUGACGUACCUGCGGCUGUGGGACCGCCUGAUGGGGUCCUGCGUCAGCGCCAAGUACCGCUUCACGAGUGAUGAUGUGGACGACCAGUACACAGAGCGCGGCCGCGCCCUCAUACGCAAGGAGGCCGAGGCGGCGGCCAACGGGCUGCGCGUCGGAGACAUCCUGCACUCCAGUGUCAUCGACCUGGAGUUCCCGGGGCUUGGCCCAAAGAAGCCGCGCAAGAAGAGCUGGUUCAGCUUUGGCCGCGGCAGCAGCGACGCCCCCGCUGCCGCCGGCGGCACCGGCGCGAGCGGCUCCAGCGCCGAGCGGGCGCCGCUGUUUGGCGGCCUGCGCAGUGAGGAGGGCGCCCGGAGCGGCGGCGGCGGCCUGCUGUCCUCCCUUGUCCGAAACAAGUACAACACCAACAGCAGCCCGGUGGCCAGCCAGGACGCAGAGGACCUGCUGAGCGGUGGCGGCAACCGGGGGUCAACCGCCAGCGGCGGCCGGGCCACCGGCGGCGGCGGCGGCGGGGCGAGCGGGGGCGGCGGCGCGAGCGGAUUGGACGGGAUCUUUGCUGAGAUCGCCCCGGCGCGCCAGGGGCUGCCUGGCAGUGGUGCGGGUGGUGCUCGCAGGGCGCCGCGCGGCUAG
Molecule: messenger RNA, 2070 nt
Organism: Monoraphidium neglectum
Lineage: Eukaryota; Viridiplantae; Chlorophyta; Chlorophyceae; Sphaeropleales; Selenastraceae
Product: LMBR1 domain-containing protein 2
Exons: 16
Coding region: 1-2070 (689 amino acids)
Cellular component (GO): membrane
Source: RefSeq, a predicted model, not a curated record